This is a messenger RNA of Penicillium argentinense, 996 nucleotides long. Its product is annotated as ubiquitin-specific protease OTU1. Bases 1 to 996 code for a protein of 331 amino acids. Gene Ontology annotation, molecular function: cysteine-type deubiquitinase activity. NCBI's taxonomy places the organism in Eukaryota, Fungi, Ascomycota, Eurotiomycetes, Eurotiales, Aspergillaceae. Gene Ontology annotation, biological process: endoplasmic reticulum unfolded protein response; protein deubiquitination. The record is from RefSeq and is a predicted model, not a curated record. The transcript has a single exon. Gene Ontology annotation, cellular component: nucleus; cytosol.
AUGCGCUUUCGAGUACGAGGUCCUUCGGGCCAAUCCACCGUCACUUUGGACGAAUCGGCCACUGUCCACGACCUGCGACAACAGAUUGCGGAGAAAACCAGUCUCACUUCCUACGAUGUGAAGUACAACUACCCAGACCUCAAGCCUUUAAAUCUCGACCAUUUCCAGGCCGACCAACAACUAUCCGAACUGGGUGUCAACUUGAACGGGGAACAGCUUAUUGUUGCGCGGCGUGAGAGCGCCGCCCCGCAAAACAAGUCCAUCUGUGUCCCUGCCAGCUCCACCUCCCAGCAGCCUGUUUCGCCGCCGACAAUUUCGAAGAAACCAGAGAACCCCGCAGAUGAUCCGCCAGAAAUUGCCUCGCCCGACCAUGCCGGUACUUUCGUUCUUCGUGUCAUGCCGGAUGACAAUUCAUGUCUCUUCCGCGCGGUUGGCGCAGCGGUUAUGGGUGAUAUGGACACAAUGGUUGAGCUCCGAUCUAUCAUAGCAGGUGCUAUCCAGUUCAAUCCUUCUGAGUACACUACCGUCGUUCUUGGGAAAAAACCUGACGAAUAUUGCCAAUGGAUUAUGAAUGAAGACUCUUGGGGUGGCGCGAUUGAGCUCAAGAUUCUCAGCGAGUACUUCAACAUUGAGAUCUGUUCUAUCGAUGUGCAAACGCUGCAUAUGUUUCAGUUUAACGAAGGAGCUCCAACUCGUUGUGUGGUGGUAUAUUCCGGUGUUCACUACGACGUCCUCGCGCUCUCUCCUUCGGAUCCGCCAUACACCCAUGCCGACCCACUUGCGCAAAAUGACACCAAGAUCUUUGAUGCCGUCGACCCAGUGGUCUUGGACAAAGCGAAGGAAGUGUGCCAGAUUCUACAGAGCAGACACUACUAUACAGACACCUCGGGGUUCUUAGUCCACUGCAAUACAUGUGGUCAAUCGUUUACUGGGGAAAAGGGGGCAGUCAAGCAUGCCACCGAGACUGGUCAUUAUGAUUUCGGAGAGUCCCGUUGA